AUGGCGUUUAGAAAUCCCAUGUACCAAUUGUCCAAUGUGGAUGAUAUAGACAGCGAAGUUUUGAAUUCGAGAUUUUCAUCAGAAGCCAAAGAUGAUGGAUUGGCUCGCCGGCGUACAACACUAGCUAUCUUUACAUGUACGGCACGACCCCAGCUGGAGGGGCAGAAUGGUGCUCCUGAGGUGCUUGAACGCUCAAGACCUCGGAUAGCUCACAAGCGUCAGAGGCGUCGCCAUGUUCCGCGUUGGAUUAGUGACAGUUUUCGAACGUGUUUGCCCAGCCCAUCCGGCAAAUGGAAGGAACAGACGGCAAAUGAAGGGGAGGGUCGUGUCAGAAAUUCAUGGCUUGCGGCCUGUGAUGAGCGAAUUGGUAUCGCUGAACCAACGAAUUACUGGCAUGGAAUUAUUCAUACAGAAGACGAUAACUCAAGAACGCUGUAUCUGAUACCGGAAACCUGGGAGGAUGUUCACUUAAAAGAAGGAUUUGUUGCUAUUAUUGAUUUGGCAGCUGAGCGAUUACGAUGCACAAAACUAAUUCUUUUCGUGGAUAAAAAUCUGUCUGCAUUAUCGUAUCUUGUCAAAAGUCUACAUUGGGUAGGUUUUGAACCCAUUCCUCAUUUGGAUUGCGUUGAUCAUGUGCUUUUUGGAAUGGAACUUUAG
This is a messenger RNA of Schizosaccharomyces osmophilus, 657 nucleotides long. It is a transcript of the gene spa1, whose product is annotated as ornithine decarboxylase antizyme with +1 programmed ribosomal frameshift Spa1. Bases 1 to 657 code for a protein of 218 amino acids. The record is from RefSeq and is a predicted model, not a curated record. Lineage: Eukaryota; Fungi; Ascomycota; Schizosaccharomycetes; Schizosaccharomycetales; Schizosaccharomycetaceae. The transcript is spliced from 4 exons. Gene Ontology annotation, biological process: positive regulation of protein catabolic process. Gene Ontology annotation, molecular function: ornithine decarboxylase inhibitor activity. Gene Ontology annotation, cellular component: nucleus; cytoplasm.